Anguilla rostrata (American eel) is the source of this 1900-nucleotide messenger RNA. It is a transcript of the gene slc35h1, whose product is annotated as solute carrier family 35 member C2. The record is from RefSeq and is a predicted model, not a curated record. Bases 294 to 1391 code for a protein of 365 amino acids. Gene Ontology annotation, biological process: UDP-glucose transmembrane transport. The transcript has 11 exons. Gene Ontology annotation, cellular component: cis-Golgi network; endoplasmic reticulum-Golgi intermediate compartment; Golgi apparatus. Lineage: Eukaryota; Metazoa; Chordata; Actinopteri; Anguilliformes; Anguillidae. Gene Ontology annotation, molecular function: antiporter activity.
UGAUCUGAGAGCACAGACUAUCAUGGCGGCGCCAUUGGAUUCCUUGCCGCAUCAUUUUUUUGUCCACGGAGUGGGGAGUGUUAAACGUCAGAAUUGAGUGAGAAGUCUCGACGGGAUGUUCAUAAAGCGGUCAUUUUAGGUCACACAGGCGGAAUUCUACAACUGAGGUUGCCUGAAUAUUAGCCUACAAAGAACCUGUUGAGCGGUUCUGUUCCCUGUUGUCAUGGUGCUCCUUCGGUAGCCCGAGACCCUGCUUACCAGGGUGGAGGAGUGUGUGAGGACGUGCUGCCGGCAUGGCGUACUUUGUGCAGCUGUUCUGUCGGACAGUCCGCACAGUUGGCCUUGUCCUGUUCUACUAUGUUUUUUCCAUCGGCAUUACCUUCUACAACAAAUGGCUGAUGAAGGGCUUCCAUUUCCCCCUCUUCAUGACUCUGGUCCACCUGGCAAUAAUAUUCUGCCUGUCUGCCUUGACACGCUCAGCAAUGCAGUGUUGGACUGGCAAGCCCAGGGUCCUGCUUAGCUGGAACAGCUACAUGUACAAGGUGGCCCCAACAGCACUAGCUACAGCUUUGGAUAUAGGCCUGUCCAACUGGAGUUUCCUCUUCAUCACCAUCAGCCUAUACACUAUGACCAAGUCCUCUGCUGUGCUCUUCAUCCUGUUCUUCUCCCUGGUCUUCAAAUUGGAGGAACCGAACCCAUUCUUGGUUUUGGUGGUCCUCCUGAUUGCUGGUGGCCUUUUCAUGUUCACCUUUGAGUCCACGCAGUUCAAUCUGCAGGGCUUCAUCAUGGUGCUGCUCGCGUCCUUCAUCGGCGGGAUCCGCUGGACGCUCACGCAGGUCCUGAUGCAGAAGGCGGAGCUCGGCCUGCAGAAUCCAGUGGACACCAUGUUUCACCUGCAGCCUGUUAUGUUUAUGGGCCUCCUCCCACUCUUUCUGUACAACGAAGGCCUCAGCCUGUGCACCUCAGUGAAGCUGUUCCGCUCCAGCGAGCUCUCCCCGCUGCUGUACUCCCUGCUCACGCUGUCAGCGGGUGGGGGCCUCGCCUUCGGCCUGGGCUUCUCUGAGUUCAUGCUGGUCUCCCGCACCUCCAGCCUCACGCUGUCCAUCGCUGGCAUCUUCAAGGAGGUGUGUACACUGCUGUUAGCUGCUCGGUUAAUGGGGGACAAGAUGACCGCACUGAACUGGCUGGGGUUUGCUGUCUGUCUCUCUGGGAUCUCUCUGCACAUGGGGCUGAAGACCUAUUACUCCAAAGGUAAGAGCCCCACCCUGAGACAGCUGUCCAGUCAAGACGGCAGAGAUCUGGAGCUGCCCUUGCUCCGACAUGGCCAGGAGGAGGGGGAGGACAUGGAGGAGACUUGUGAUGAAGAGGAGGAGCAGAGGAUCCUGCACUGAGUGAAAGCGACCAUGGACGGGCAGGUGUACCGCGCUGCGUGAAUGUCGCAAGAGGAAAGGCUAGCAGGGUUCCGUAGACAUUCUCCAUGGAAGAGAAUCAAGAGGAAGAUGAGGAUGGUGAAGAGGAAGGAAACACUGCUGCACACCCAGUGCUUCAAUUGCCAUCCAUCUCCUGAGAAUGUCUUCCGGAUCUUGUAACAUUAAUCAGGGUUAAAAUUUCUAUGGAGGACUAAUGACUUUCCAGUGUGCAAGAUACAAUAGUGAAAGGAAGGGAUUUCUAUCCUCGUUAUGCAUAUCUGGAUUUAAGGAGCAAGUUCUGUACAGAGGAAGAGCUUUACAUAUAGACUUUACAUAGUCCCCUGUGUUUGUUCAGAGGACCAGGCUGCUGACUGUUUACUCCUAACUGAUAUUUUCUCGCAUUGAUUAUGUGUAUAUGGGACCAAUGCAGUGGUCAGAUUGAAAGAAUUUUCAGCAAAUCAUUUCAUUUCAAUUAAAUGAGCUUCUGCGUA